CUCACACUGACAAUCAGAUAUAAUCAGUCAGAAUCACUGAUCGUGAUCACAAAUAGCUGACCGCAGAAAUGAUAGUGUGAAUAGUUUAAUUUCAUAAACCUGGAUUCUCCUUGUGUGUAAUGAUUUAUAUCGCAAUGUUUAUGCGAAAAAAAAUCAAUCAGCAUCGUAUAUAUUAACUAAAACAAUAAACAUAGAAUACCUCACUUGUACAGGCUAAUUACAUUAAGAUUUCACUUAAUAUUUAUAAACGAUGUAUCCGGAGAAAGUGAUGAAUUAUAGACUGCAUUGUUACGCCUGAAAAUGUUAUUAUUUUUCAGUUUAUUUCCUUAUUAUUGUGAUCGGUUUACAAAGUUGAGUGUUAAUAACGAGUUUAAAAUGUGGUACGCUGCGGUAGUGCGGUUCAUACGAAGACGUUUAGUUUUAGGCAUUAUAUUUGCGUCUUCUUUAACUUACUGUAUCGUCAGCUUCCUAAGAGAGGGCAGUAGCAGAGGCAUGAUAUACCAGGAUGUUUCAUUUGAGAGGAAGCCAUUUGUUUGGAGAACUCUACAGGAACACAAUGACACUAUAGAUCAUAUUAUGUGCAGAAACUCUGUCCAAGGGAAAUCAUUACUUGUUGAUGAUAGAGGUUACGUAUGUCAUAGAAGUGACAUGACAAAGAAUGGUUGUUGUGACACUGAAGCCGACUCUGCUGACAGGUACAGCUGCGAGACUUGUACAGAAAAUAAUUGCUGUAUCAUAUAUGAAUAUUGUGUGUCCUGCUGUUUGGAUCCCAGUAAGAGGCACAUGCUAGAAGUUGUGCUAUCAAAACUCUCGACGGAGAAAAAUGUACUCUUCCGUUCACUGACUGACGACUAUGAACUGUGCUUGACGAAAUGCCGCACUAGUUCACACAGUGUUCUCCACGAGAAUUCUUAUAAAGAUCCUAUCAAUAAACAUUGCUUCGGUGACGAGUUACCAAGAUCCCGGACACCAGACUAACAAAAACUCAUUACUAAUUAACUUUUAGUAUUUUUUUACAUUUUUACAUUUCAAAAUGGAGCUAAGAUUUAUUAAGUUAAUCUUUCGUGCACAUUCGGUUUGUUAUAAUUAGAAUGUAUUAAUUUGAAAAUUUAAAAAUACUUGAUGAGAUGUUAUGUUUUUGCAACAAUGAUGUGCGCAAAAGAUCAAUUCAAAGUCUAUCUGUGUCUUAAGUGCUACAAACGAUACAUUUCAUAACGAAGGAUAUCUUUUGGUUACUGAUAAGUAUAGAGAAGAUUUUAAAUCAAACUAUUUACUUAAAAAUACCAGUGAACAUGGAGAUUAAAGAUAUCAGAGAGUAACUGAAGGUUGCAAUAAUAUUAAGUUUAUAUGUAAGCAAUGUAUCUGUUUAAUAAGACUAAAACAAAAUUUAAAUUCAAGUGCAAUAUACAUUUAAGUGAUAUUUCAAAAAGUACUACAGUGACAUAAUAUGUGACUCAAGGUAAACAAAGCAAAAAGUCCUUAUAAUUUUAUAACUGGCUAACAAUUCAGUGUGUAAACUUCCUCAACUCGUCGAGUACCGGUUUUGUAGACACAAUUAUAGAACAAUAGGUUGCGGUCACCGGUGACCGCUUGGUAUUAUUUGCCAAAUACUAAAGACUAAUGAAAUUAUUAAGUUUUAAAAGAAAGAAAAGCAAGUGAUGUGUCCUGGUUUUUUAAGGAAGCAAGUAUGUUAUUAACUGUUUAGAAAUUAAGUUUUUGUUCUGCAAAAAGGCCAAAAUCAGUGAGGUCUUAAACUGUCAAACACCGAGCCACGGAAUAUAGAAUACAAUGGAAGUAGCUUGAAACAAUAUUUCUGCCAGA
Molecule: messenger RNA, 1821 nt
Organism: Spodoptera litura
Lineage: Eukaryota; Metazoa; Arthropoda; Insecta; Lepidoptera; Noctuidae
Product: SREBP regulating gene protein
Biological process (GO): positive regulation of SREBP signaling pathway
Source: RefSeq, a predicted model, not a curated record